UCUUUCCCCUUUACCUCGGUGGGGGGUAUCACCUGGGUCUUCUCAUUUAUAAAUGUCAAAUCCAUUUUUGUAUUAGAUUGUACCUAUGGUGAGAGGGCUCUGUAGUGUGUAUGUAUGCUGAACACGUUUUUAUAGUUUAGCAGACUUGAAGGCAUGGUCUAAUAAUAUGUUCCUUGCUGGUUAAUACAUUUAAGAUUUUACAUUUAUGAAGCUAUCAUUGCUUUAGUGCAUGAUAGCUAAGCUGCCUUCUGAGUAAAGAAUUAAAACAUUCAGGUGUCACAGCACAUUGGAAUAUGUUGUGGAUUAUAUGUUAAUUAUUUACUGAAUUUUCUUUUAUAUUUCUGCCAACUAAGAUUAAAGGACAACGCAUAUCAGAUAUUUUAAAACACACAUUUUUGUUGCUGUGUGAACUCUUCUAGCUGAUUUCUGGAAUUGUGAUGGCAUAUAUUCAAAUAUGGCUUGAUAUGUAGGAAGAUAUGCAUUUGUGCUGUCAUGAUGUGUUGUUUGGGUUUCUGUAUUUUGUAGAAGGGAAAAAAUUUUAAUCACAAGAAACUAGGCAGUAGGGAGAAAAGCUGGGAAGAGGAAAUUCAGAAACAAAAAGGAAGCAAGAAUGGAAAUGGGCUCAGGACACAUGUGGGACCCUCUGGACAGAUGUGCAGACAUCACAAGCAGCAUGGGGCACUCAUGGACCACAGGAAGGAGCUGAGCUCUAUCCCCUAGUUGUCUUGAGAAUGAGGUAGAGACACUUGUAAUGCCAGUGACCUUCGGGUCACACUCAGUUGCUCUUCCACAGGCUAGUGGUUCUGAAUUUUUAUUUUUGCAGAUUAAUCCUCUGUGGUGACCAGAAGCAGCGAGUUCUAAGUGUAAGAAAUGCAUUGUAAACAAGCUUCUGGAUGAUUCCAAUGCAGGUAGUCUGAUCAGAGAAAUAAUCCCUAACCAUUAUCUUUUUGUUAUAUUCUUAGUAAACUGGGGAGAAGAAUCAAAACCUAGAGGAAUUUAGCUUUAUAAAAGCUUUGGAAAGUAUAAGCUUUGUAAUAAGAAACAGCACUAAGGAAGUGCUUCUAACCCAUUGGCUUCUAAGGAAGAUGGCUGAGCUUAGUUUGAAAGGAUAAGGUGGUUGUGGUCACCUGGUGGUUGGGGGACUUAAUUCGCAUUUGGGAGUCUUGUGGAAGCCAGGGAACCAGGAGGUGGGAGAGGAGCACACCAAGUUCCUCUGGGUUCCACAGAAUGAGAAUUUGGGAUCUGGUGUGGAGGAAGUGGUUAAGAAGGUAGAUUUGCAUCUUAGUUAAAUCACUGGUGACAAAGAGACACACAGUGGCAGGAAGACUGAAGCCACAUCACAUCAUUACAAGGCCAAGAAAGUAAAGCAGUAAAUUGGGCAGUGGUUUGAAAGUUCUUGGUCAUAUGUUUUCACUGUAACAAUUUGCAUUUCAGAAUGACUCAGAACAGUCCUUGAAGAAGUGAAGAAGUAAAGGCUACCCUUCUCCUUACAGGUAUUUUUAUUUGGUCCCUAACAUUUAUUGGGUGUUCAGGAUAAGUUAACACUGUUUAGGUUACACAGCUCUAGUGUUUGUAUUUAGGGUCUUCAGCAGCUCAGUGUAUUACGCCUUUGAUGAAGACAAGCCAAACCUAUCAGCAGUCACAGUAGCUCAGGUUUCAUUUAACGCUUUGACAGCUGGGCAGAGGUAAGUGAUGAAAGAUGAAAAAGUAUACCAUCUUCAAACCUGUCAGAAUUUCUCCUUUAGGUAAUCAUCACAAGAGGGGGGGAAAUUUCACAAGAAGGGAUAACUCAGUGAGAAAGUCGAUGAGUGAAUUUCACCAGAAAAAAAUCAGAAAAUGCUAUCUGUAGCCUGGGUGUGGAUGGAGGUCUUAUUUGUUCCUGAAUUCUAGGAGGUGUUUUUGGACAGAUAAUAUGCCCCAUGAUGCUAUUUAACGGUGGAAGACUGCUUGCAAUCAGAUAGUCAUGAUUAAGAGAUGAUUUAAUGCUUGGCACAAAUGAGCCUGAGCAAGCAGCGCGGGUAUAUAUAUUUUUUAAGGGCAACAAUGAUUUGGUAACGUGAGCGGAAUAUUCCUGGACUUGCCACCUGUUGUUGACAGUUACCACGGGGAGAGGGGAGGCUGUGUCCAGUGCUAAUUGCGGCGAAUCCUAAGGCUCAGUCUGCGUGCCACGCUAGUCAGCCCACAGGCGUGCUUCGCCAGCAGGAGUGUCCUGUGACACGGGCAUUCGCCCUGCGCCCUGUGCGUACGCGGCAGAACUGAUUUUUCCAAAAGUGACCCACGAUAGUAAUUUAGGGGCAAGGGGUCUUAAGUGAAAUGAGAAGCACGGAUGUCAAAAUAAAACCGCCAUAAACACGCUACUCUCUCCUCCCACACCAGCUUGUGUUCCGGUGGCAGGGCAGUCGCCAGACCCACCCUAGCCGUUUGGAAAUGCCAGUUUCCCCGCGCGCCAGUUCGCCCACUCGCGGAAAAGGCCCAGCGUAGCUCGUUCCUCCCUCCGAGUGCGGGCCUUUGUCCCUUUCGCGAUUGGCUGGGGCUGCUAUCGCUCUGCCUUCUACGCAAGAGGGCGGAGCUUUGUGACGCAUGCAGUGAUGCAUCCGAAGGUAUAAAUAGCCCUGCCGGUGUUGGGGUCUCACAGGAGCCGCCAGUGAGGGGGCAACGAGGAAGCCCUUUUAGAGUUGAAAUUACAGACAUCCUGCCAGAAUGAUUUCUUCAAAGCCCAGACUUGUCGUACCCUAUGGCCUCAAGACUCUGCUGGAAGGAGUUAGCAGAGCCAUUCUCAAAACCAACCCAUCGAACAUCACCCAGUUUGCAGCAAUUUAUUUUAAAGAACUUAUCGUGUUUAGAGAAGGGAAUACUUCUCUGGAUAUAAGAGAUCUGGUUAAACAAUUUCAUCAGAUUAAAGUAGAGAAAUGGUCAGAAGGAAUGGCAUUGGAUGAGAAACCAGAAUGUGUAAAACAACCAGAAGUAACAUCUAUUUCCCAAGAACCUACACGGAUGGAAAAAUCUACAGACACAGAGGAGGACAAUAUAGCUGGACAACAAUUUAGCAACAAGACCACUCAAUUUCCAGCAGUUCAUGCUGAGACCCCACAGCCUGAGGAGACAACUGAAGGAGUUUGGUGUCCUCCUUCCAAACCAACCACACCUAAGACUACUACCCCAUCCUCAUCACCACCGCCAGCACCUGUCUCAGCAGAGUAUGCCUAUGUCCCAGCUGACCCAGCUCAGUUUGCCGCUCAGAUGUUAGCCCUAGCAACAAGUGAAGCAGGACAACCACCACCAUAUUCUAACAUGUGGACCCUUUACUGUCUAACUGAUAUGAAUCAACAAAGCCGCCCAUCACCGCCACCUGCAUCUGGGCCUUUUCCCCAAGCAACCCUCUAUCUAUCUAAUCCUAAGGAUCCACAGUUUCUGCAGAGUCCACCGAAAGUUACUUCUCCAACUUAUGUGAUGAUGGAUGACAACAAGAAGGCCAGUGCCCCACCUUUCAUUUUAGUAGGAUCAAAUGUUCAGGAAAGCCAGGAUUGGAAACCUAUUCCUGGACAUGCUGUUGUCUCACAGUCAGAUGCCUUGAAGAGAUACGCUGCAGUACAAGUACCCAUUGCUGUUCCUGCAGAUCAAAAGUUCCAGAAACAUACCUUAAAUUCCCAGAAUGUUAGUCCUCCUACAAGUGGACAAGAUGGCCCCCGACCACAAAGUCCAGUUUUUCUUUCUGUUGCUUUCCCAGUAGAAGAUGUAGCUAAAAAAAGUUCAGGAUCUGGUGACAAACGUACUCCCUUUGGAAGUUAUGGUAUUGCUGGAGAGAUUACUGUGACUACUGCCCAUGUUCACAGAGCAGAAACUUAAAAUGGUAGGUAAACCUUACCUGCCAUAUGUGGACCUUAAUCGCUUGUUUUUGUUUUUUGUUUUUUUAGCAUUUUGAUUUGACCUAGAGAUUGGGAUUUUUUUUUCAAAGUGAUAUGAGUAGAAGUAUACCACUAAUGAAUGCCCAGUAUACAUGAACCAGUCAACCCAAGCCACCUUUGAACACACAAUAGUAUAGAAGAGGGGGUUAUUAGAUUGUUUCAAGGAAAGGAUGAUCCAGGCAGCAUGUUUAAGGAAUGGGGAGGAGGAGAUGAGCUGUGAACUGCUACAGAACGAGUGAGGAAAGGACUCACGAUGGAGCACUCAAGCUAAAGAGCUUUUUAGCACUUGCAAACUUGACUAGUAUUUAAAGGUAAGCCCCUAAAUGUUGUGGACAGCGGGGUAAGUAAAAUAUGGGCCUAGUGGGGAGACAGACACAAGUGCUAGUAUAGUGCCUAGCAUGCAUAAGGUCAUAGGUUUAAGCCCUAGCAGGCAAGAAAACUGAUCCGGGCUCUUUUCAUAGUGGCUGUUAAGUAGGAUGCUCAGGCUUGAAAGUAGCCAGAUUAGAGUACAAGAACUGCUAGAGUGUUUUAAAAAGCAAAGAUAGCUAACUGAAUUUCUGAUCUCCAAAUCAGUUCAUAUUUAAUAAUUCAAUAUUUGUUAUUUCCAUCAGAUGAUGAAAAUGACAGUCAACAUUCAAGCUGUUUGAGUCAACAUUCAAGGUAGAGUCUACCACCAAGUGUAAUAUAUCAAUAAACUUCCUGCAAGCAUAGAACUUUGUAUUCUUAUUUGAAAUCUGUUCAGACUUGUUGAAUACUCUUUCCCAGUGUUAGAGAUU
Messenger RNA from Perognathus longimembris pacificus (Pacific pocket mouse), 4681 nucleotides. RefSeq names its product calcium binding tyrosine phosphorylation regulated (gene Cabyr). The transcript is spliced from 5 exons. The record is from RefSeq and is a predicted model, not a curated record. Gene Ontology annotation, biological process: sperm capacitation. Gene Ontology annotation, cellular component: sperm fibrous sheath; cytoplasm. Lineage: Eukaryota; Metazoa; Chordata; Mammalia; Rodentia; Heteromyidae. Gene Ontology annotation, molecular function: calcium ion binding. Bases 2701 to 3846 code for a protein of 381 amino acids.